CAGACCGACAUCAACGGAAAUGGUCACGCAAUUGGUGCAGUCGCUGUUCGUGCAGGCAGCGGAAACCGAGCUCGUCGGCUUGGGCGUGACGCUCGUCGCAGCCGCCGCGCUGUACUUGUGGAAGGAGAGCUUUUUGCCAACGCGCGGAUGGAUCCAGGACAUGUUUGGCCAAAUGUUCUCAAUGAUGUUCUUGGGCUACCUGCUGCUGUGCGCGUACUGCGCAGAGUACGCAAAGUCGGUGAAUGGUGCGUGGUACCGCCCAGAUUACUUUGUCAAGGCCGUGUACCAGGCGUUCAUUUCUCGCCCACACGUCUCGACGACCAACGAGACGCCCUGCAUGUCUGUGCGCUACUUUGCCGAGUUCCACGGCUUUGUUUGCGAGGAGCACGACAUUUCCACCGAUGACGGCUUUAUUCUGCCCAUGCAGCGCAUUUAUCGCCAGGCCGCCAAGGACGCCGCGGCUCGUGCCAGCCCUGCUGAUGCGUCUUUUUCUUCUUCUUCCUCUUCUUCUGCCACCGCCAACAGCAGCAGCAGCAGCAGCAGCAGCAGCAGCAGCAGUGUUGGAGGAUUCCGCCCCGUGCUCGUGCAGCAUGGCCUGAUGCAGUCGUCGGGAAUUUUCGUCACGAGCGAACGCGCCGACUCGCUUGCCUUUUACCUGGCCGAUCUGGGCUAUGAUGUCUGGCUGGGCAACAACCGCACCGUCCUCGAAAAGCAUGCCAAGUGGUCGACUUCCGACGAACGCUUCUGGGACUGGUCUCUCGACGAAAUGGGCAAGAUUGACUUUCCAAACCAGAUUGACCAUGUUUUGCGCACAACCAACCACGCCAAGCUCUGCUACAUUGGCCACUCGCAGGGCACUGCUCAGGCCUUCAUUGGUCUCUCCGAGGACCCCGAGCUCAGCCAGAAGAUUUCCCUGUUUGUCGCUUUGGCCCCGGCCUUCUACAUUGGCCCGCUCGGCCACUGGGCGCUGGACUAUCUGAGCAACGCACCCCGUGCCGAGUUCCGCACCUACUUUGGCGACAAGGCGUUCAUUCCCAUCAUGUGCGUCGUUCAACGAAACCUCAACGUGACCGCUUUUGCGUCCGUGGCCUAUCACAUGUUUGCCUACCUGUUCAACUGGGGCGAUGCACUCUGGGACAAGACGCGCAAGAACAAGUACUUUAUGUUUACUCCUCGACCGGCAAGCUGCAAGCUCAUCCAGCACUGGUGCGACGCGAGCCGUGCGGGCCAGCUCGUUCCCUGGAGCGCAAAUUGCAUGGUCACGGCUGCCCGAUCUUCUGCCACCCCACCUUCGACGCCUGUCCUGGCCGAAGACGAUCCUCUGGAAACCUUCCCCUCAACUGCCCAGCGCCAGUACGAUCUUCGCAACCUCACGUGCCCGAUCGCUCUGAUGUGGGGCAGCAAGGACAAGCUUGUGCUUGGACAGAAGCUGACAGACCAGUUGCAAUCCUUGGGCGCUACCCGUAUUGUCCACGCGGAAAGCAUUCAAGACUACGAGCACAUGGAUUUGAUCUGGGGCAUGGACUGCCGCACUCGCGUUUUCGACAAGAUUUCGCACCUGAUGCAGGAUCAUCACCAAGCCUGA
Molecule: messenger RNA, 1585 nt
Organism: Capsaspora owczarzaki ATCC 30864
Lineage: Eukaryota; Filasterea; Ministeriida; Capsasporidae
Product: lipase, family member N
Exons: 2
Coding region: 20-1585 (521 amino acids)
Biological process (GO): lipid metabolic process
Source: RefSeq, a predicted model, not a curated record